AUGGAAACAACUCAAAGGCGCAGCACGUUCCGAGAGCAAUUGACGCGCCCUUAUCGUGGCAAUUCAAGUCGUCAACGACGCAGUCAUGACCGACAGCAGAGCGAGUGCAGUCGACACAAGAGAAGCCGCAGUUGCAGUCGCAGUAGUGAGCGGAAACUUCGCUCAAAGAAGGAGAAAAAGCGUCACAAGAUCAAGCAGAUGAGGGAUAAACCACGAGCGCAAGAGAGUUCGGAGGCCGAUGUGUUGUCAGUACAAAGUGCUUUUGAACCAAUCACCGAGCAGGAAGAAAAAGAACCCGAACAGGCGACGCCCGUUGAUGUCAAGAGGUUUUUCGAACAGCUCCAAAAGCAGGAAGUUGCAAAGAAACCAGUGGGUACCGUGCACUCUCGCGGUGUGCCGCCCCCAGUAUCGGCCACAGCAAUGUGCAAGUCGGACAAAUGGGAGUGCAGCAAAGCUACGUGUGGCCACACGAAUUCGAAACACACACCUGCAUGUACGAAGUGCGGUGCUUUGAAGCGCAUGACCGAGUGGCGAUAG
This is a messenger RNA of Peronospora matthiolae, 537 nucleotides long. NCBI's taxonomy places the organism in Eukaryota, Oomycota, Peronosporomycetes, Peronosporales, Peronosporaceae. The record is from the annotation of a GenBank genome assembly.